UAUAAGAGAAGUGGAUGCGGCAUAAGAGUGUCAAAUUUGAGCUCUGAAUAUUGAACUUCUAAAACUAGCUCUCUUUUUCUCUCUCAUCUUCUAUUGAUCUUCUUCAACUCUGGCUUUUUCUUUUUUUUUAGCUUUUGGCUUUUUAGUGAUACAUAAAGAUGGCUACAACGUUGGCGAGGACGAAAUCGGAGCAAUUGGUGGAGACGGUGGCGGCAGCAUUUAAGUCGCCGCCAUCAACCACCAACGAAACUGUUGGAUCGGCUGAUAGCGGUGGGACACUUUCGAGGAAGUCUAGCCGGCUAAUCACGGCGGCUUCGCCAGGGAGAGCCAGCGGCGCCAGCAAAAACACCCACAUUAGGAAGUCGAGAAGUGCCCAGAUAAAGCUUGAUUUCGACGAUGUCAGCAGCGGCGCGGCUCUUAGCCGAGCUUCCAGUGCUAGCUUGGGCUUGUCUUUCUCCUUCACGGGCUUCACUGUGCCUCCUGAUGAAAUCGCCGAUUCUAAGCCUUUUAGCGACGAGGAUAUCCCUGAAGAUCUUGAAGCUGGAAUUCGUAAGCCAAAAUUUCAAGCUGAACCUACUUUGCCUAUUUAUCUCAAGUUCACUGAUGUGACAUACAAGAUAAUCAUCAAGGGAAUAAGAACGAAUGAAGAGAAGGACAUCUUGAAUGGGAUUACUGGUUCAGUAAAUCCAGGAGAGGUUUUGGCUUUGAUGGGUCCCUCAGGGAGUGGAAAAACAACACUCCUAAAUUUGCUUGGAGGGAGGCUGUUCCAGUCCACGGUUGGAGGGUCAAUUACUUACAAUGAUCAGACAUUUUCUAAGUCAUUAAAAAGCAGGAUAGGGUUUGUAACUCAAGACGACGUGCUAUUUCCUCACCUCACAGUGAAGGAAACAUUAACAUAUGCUGCACUCCUACGAUUGCCUAAGGCAUUAACAAAAGAGCAGAAGGAAAAAAGAGCAAUAGAUGUCAUUCAUGAGCUUGGCUUAGAGAGGUGCCAAGAUACUAUGAUUGGUGGCUCGUUUGUUCGAGGAGUUUCAGGGGGAGAGAGGAAGAGAGUUUCCAUUGGCAAUGAGAUUAUAAUCAACCCUUCUCUUCUUUUUCUUGAUGAGCCAACCUCUGGCCUGGAUUCUACAACAGCUCUGAAAACUGUUCAGAUGUUACAUGACAUAGCAGAGGCUGGAAAAACAGUGGUGACAACAAUCCACCAGCCAUCAAGCAGACUCUUCCACAAAUUCGACAAGUUGAUUCUUCUUGGGAAGGGAAGCUUGCUCUACUUUGGAAAGGCAUCGGAAGCAAUGACAUAUUUCUCAUCGAUAGGAUGUUCCCCUUUAAUUGCCAUGAACCCUGCAGAGUUCCUGCUAGAUCUUGCAAAUGGAAAUGUAAAUGAUGUUUCUUUACCAUCAGAAUUAGAGGAUAGAGUGCAAACAGAGUGUGCAGAUACUGACACUAGGAAUGGAAAACCAUCUCCUGUCAGCGUGCAUGAGUAUCUGGUGGAGGCCUAUGAUACAAAAGUUGCAGAAAAUGAGAAGAAGAAACUUAAGAUUCCUCUUCCUCUUGAUGAAGAACUGAAGUCAAAGGUGAGUUGUCCAAAACGAGAAUGGGGAGCAAGCUGGUUUCAACAAUAUUCUAUAUUGUUCUGUAGAGGAAUUAAGGAACGGAAGCAUGAUUACUUCAGCUGGUUGAGAAUCACCCAAGUUCUCUCCACUGCAAUUAUCUUGGGAUUACUAUGGUGGCAAUCAGAUGCUCACACUCCCAAAGGCCUGCAAGAUCAGGCAGGACUUCUUUUCUUCAUCGCCGUCUUCUGGGGAUUCUUUCCUGUCUUCACUGCAAUCUUUACAUUUCCUCAAGAAAGAGCCAUGUUGAGUAAGGAACGUGCGGCAAAUAUGUAUAGAUUAAGUGCAUAUUUCUUGGCUAGGACUACAAGUGACCUUCCGCUUGAUCUGCUUCUACCAAUAUUGUUCCUUGUGGUCGUAUACUUCAUGGCAGGCUUAAGGCUGAGUGUUUCUCCCUUUUUCCUAAGCAUGCUUAUAGUUCUUCUUAGCAUUGUGGCAGCUCAGGGUCUUGGACUAGCUAUUGGAGCUACACUCAUGGACCUAAAGAAGGCCACAACUCUGGCUUCAGUAACUGUGAUGACCUUCAUGCUGGCUGGUGGAUUCUUUGUGAAUAAAGUCCCAGUAUUCAUAUCUUGGGUUAGGUAUAUGUCUUUCAACUACCACACCUACAAGCUUCUCCUCAAGGUUCAGUACCGACACAUCACACCCACCAUUAAUGGGAUGAGAUUAGAUUCUGGAAUAACGGAAGUUGGUGCUCUGGUAGCUAUGGUUUUUGGAUAUCGUUUUUUGGCAUAUCUUUCAUUGAGAAGGAUGAAACUUCAAUCUGGAGCUUAAAGGGUGUUUGAACAAUUUUUCAAGGAAAGCUUAGGUCUAACCAAAAUACUUUCCGGUUUCAUCUGCAUCAAAAGCUAUCUUUAUGGAAGCCUUAUAUUCAUAUCUCAACUAAGAGAAAGCUAUUAAGAGUGAUUAGAUAAAGAAAACCCUGUAUUCUGUAUUCUAAAAAUUUGAGAAUUUUUUUUUCUUGUUAUAGUAGGUUAUAAAAAUAUAACAGGACCAGUUCCUCUCGGCGUGUAUGAAAAUGCAUAUGUAAAAAGAAUUUUUCAGAGAUGUUAUUUUUAAAGAGAUCGAAGACAAUGAAGUGAAAGUUAAUGAGUUUUGUUGA
This is a messenger RNA of Ziziphus jujuba (common jujube), 2712 nucleotides long. RefSeq names its product ABC transporter G family member 22. Gene Ontology annotation, cellular component: membrane. Lineage: Eukaryota; Viridiplantae; Streptophyta; Magnoliopsida; Rosales; Rhamnaceae. Gene Ontology annotation, molecular function: ATP hydrolysis activity; ATP binding; ABC-type transporter activity. The record is from RefSeq and is a predicted model, not a curated record. Bases 159 to 2384 code for a protein of 741 amino acids. The transcript has 11 exons.